AUGACCCCUUGUGCGUUACCCCUAUUCCACGUCCGCCUCGUCAGCUACUCGCAUCUCCCAGUGCGGAUGCACCGACUGAAUGCCCACCUUCGCCCUCUUCACCAACCCUUCCACUCGAUCCCUUACCGGACGACUCCUCGCAACGAUCAUCAGAGAUCCUCUCCGCCGCCAGACGGCGACGACCUCCAGUUCCUCGACAUCCAGCUGGGCCCAGCGUCAACCAACCUCGAAGUUGACGAGUUCCUCCAGCUGCGCGCCGUCCGCCGCCGUGCGCUGUCUGCUGAACGCGCCGCCCGGAGCGCAGAAGCCAAGCUGGCUGAGCUCGUGCGUACCGCAGCCAAGGCCCUCCUGCCCCCUCGCGCGGCGAUAGGGCGCAGUUCCAGCGGCUCGUCGCAUCAUUCUGCGAGCUACCUUCGCCACACCGAGUGCAGCGUCCGCCGCCAGAUCAGGGCAGGUAUCCCGAGGAGGCAGGCACUGAGGAACCUCGCAGGCCGGAUACGCCGAGCGGCGACAGUGAACUAG
This is a messenger RNA of Fomitopsis serialis, 522 nucleotides long. RefSeq lists its product as uncharacterized. NCBI's taxonomy places the organism in Eukaryota, Fungi, Basidiomycota, Agaricomycetes, Polyporales, Fomitopsidaceae. The transcript is spliced from 2 exons. The record is from RefSeq and is a predicted model, not a curated record. Bases 1 to 522 code for a protein of 173 amino acids.